AUGGAACUCCAUUCGUCUGCCUCCGCUUCUCGGGAACCCUUGCAUGAAAUACCUCGAUCGAUACACCAUCAUAAUACCUUGGGAACGGAAAGCAAACAAAGACGUUACAAGAACCGCAAACGAAAAGUGAACCCCAAACUUAAUCGCUUUUCCAAUUAUCUCAUCUUUGGAUUGGGUGGUACCAUGUGUUGCGCCAGCUUCUUGUUUUGUUACGUUAUGGUAUUGGUGUGUCUUUGGCCCUUGCUGAUUGCCCAACCAGAAAUUAUUCCUGAUGAAACCCCACGGGAGUACUUGCAACACAUGCAUAUUCCUGUAUCCCUUCAAGAGGCCCGAGUCCCUGGAAAGGAAAAGUUGCACAAAAUGGCCGAUGUUGUCAAGAACCGAAUUGAUCAGCUGAAAAAAGGGAGAGGCGUUUCAGAUGCCCAGUUAUUGGAACAAGCCAAGAAAGAAUUUGAAGGAAAGGGGAAGGAGCGCGAAGCACGUGAUAAACUGAUUGAUCGAUAUCUGAAUGAUGAAGAAGAGGAGCCAAAUGCCGUCGGUGUAGUGGGUCAUGCACCAGAAGGCCAAAGAAACGGAUUCAUUGUCUUGGGAAUGCACAGAUCUGGUACCAGUAUGCUUUCUGGAUUGUUGGUGACUGGGUGCGGCUACCAAGUCGGAAAAAGUAGUGAUCUCAUUGGCGCUAGUUUUGAUAAUGAGAAGGGCUUUUUCGAAAGAGUCGAUGUGGUAUUACAAAAUGACGAAUUCUUCUUCAACCAAGAUAUGGCGUGGGAACACAAUGUCAUUAAUUUCGACUUCGAACAGGCAUUGCAAGAUAAAAAGGAAGGAAGUAUUCCCUUCAAGCACGGUAAAACGGGUCUGAAAUGGUUGAACAGCCCGUUCCAUGUUCCAUAUUUGCAAAAGGAUCCCCGCAUGUGCAUCACGUUGAAAACUUGGUUGAAACUACUGAAUCAUGAACCAGCAGUUAUCUUCACUUACCGGCAUCCAGUGGAAGUUGCCAAGUCCCUCCACAAACGUGAAAAGGGCUUUACGAUGGAAAGAGGAUUGAGAUUGUGGAUUGUCUACAACAUGAGAGCAUUGCAAAAUGCUCGAGAACUCUGUGUGGUAAAGUCUAGCAAUACAGCCGUCUUGGCCAAUCCACUGAAGGAAACCCAACGGAUUGCUGACGAAUUGACCAGCAAGUGCGGAGUUGUCGCCCCACCCAAGAUGAUUCAACAAGAAGAUGUGGACAAGUUUGUCGACCCGAACCUACAACACAACAAAAAGGGCUCAAGCGGCAGUACCCAACGGAUCUUGCAUGAAUACAAUGAUGGAAAAUGCAAGGUUUAUGAAUUCAAAUCUGAACUGGAGGCAAAUGAUCCAGGUCGAGCACGAGAAGCCCAAUUGUAUGAAUGGGCAAUGAAGAUCUAUUGUGAUUUGGAAUCAGGCAAGGCAUACGAAUUCGAUUACGAAUGGCCACUAGGAUAA
Molecule: messenger RNA, 1464 nt
Organism: Cylindrotheca closterium
Lineage: Eukaryota; Bacillariophyta; Bacillariophyceae; Bacillariales; Bacillariaceae
Source: the annotation of a GenBank genome assembly